This is a messenger RNA of Lipotes vexillifer (Yangtze River dolphin), 1377 nucleotides long. RefSeq names its product nuclear assembly factor 1 ribonucleoprotein (gene NAF1). The transcript is spliced from 9 exons. The coding region runs from base 1 to 1377 and encodes 458 amino acids. The record is from RefSeq and is a predicted model, not a curated record. NCBI's taxonomy places the organism in Eukaryota, Metazoa, Chordata, Mammalia, Artiodactyla, Lipotidae. Gene Ontology annotation, cellular component: sno(s)RNA-containing ribonucleoprotein complex. Gene Ontology annotation, biological process: pseudouridine synthesis; ribosome biogenesis; box H/ACA snoRNP assembly. Gene Ontology annotation, molecular function: RNA binding.
AUGGAGGUGGUGGAGGCCGCCGCCGCUCAGCUGCAAACUCUGAAAUUCGGUGGCGCCGGCGUCGGGGUUGACCAAGGUCUGGCCGUGCCGGCUCCGGACCCCGUUCCGGUCGCAGCGCCGGGGGCGGACGAGGGGGCCUCGGACCUUGCGGGGGAGCAGCCGCCUCAGCUCGCCCCGCGGUCGCUCCCGGAGCCGCCUCCCGGAGGGAGCAGCCUGGAGACGUCGGACUCGGACUCGGACUCCGACUCGGACAGUGAAACAGAUUCCGAUAGUUCAAGCUCCUCUUCUUCCUCAUCAUCAUCCUCAUCGUCUUCGUCUCAUAUAUCCCUCCCUGCAGUGCUGUCAGAUGGAGAAGAUGACUUACAAGUUGAGAAGGAAAAUAAGAAUUUUCCUCUUAAAACAAAAGAUGAGUUACUUCUAAGUGAACUGCCUACUGUUGAAGAACUCACUAUUGUUCUCCCUGAAGGUAUUGAAUUAAAGCCUCUUGGGAUGGUUUCAAGUAUUAUUGAACAAUUAGUAAUAAUUGAAUCUAUGACUAACGUACCUCCAGUUAAUGAGGAGACUGUAGUUUUUAAAAGUGAUCGACAGGCAGCAGGAAAGAUAUUUGAGAUAUUUGGACCUGUAGCGCAUCCAUUUUAUGUGUUACGCUUUAAUUCUUCAGAGCACGUUGAGAAUAACAGUAUUAAAAUAAAGGACACUAUGUAUUUUGCUCCAUCAAUGAAAGACUUCACCCAGUAUAUAUUCACAGAAAAACUUAAACAGGAUAGGGGAUCAGAUGCAUCAUGGAAGAAUGAUCAAGAACCACCACCAGAGGCCUUAGAUUUCAGUGAUGAUGAAAAGGAAAAAGAAGCCAAACAGAGAAAAAAAUCUCAGAUUCAAGGCCGGAAAAAAUUCAGAUCUGAAUUUAAUGAACCAGGUGAAGAUUUUGCAGAAGUACAUCAGAAUUGGAAUGUUCAUAACUCUGCUUCAGAGCCUUCAAAAGGAUAUCACAGCAGAGAAUUCACACGAGGGUUUUCCCGGGGCAGAUAUCCUCGGUCUUGUCCUGGCAGGCCCCCACCUCCACAGUUUUAUAACUCAGAGCACAUGGUACCUCAGGAGACUUCAGGAUUUCCACCCCAGAGACAGGACGGUCCUAUGAUGCCACAGUAUCCCUUCCCUCCUCCCGGGUUUGACAUGCAUAACUUCUCACUCCCUCCCCCUCCACCACCCCCACCACCUGCAUCUGCAACAUGGCAUUCACCACCAUGUCAAAUAUACCUUCUGGAACACCAGGCAAAUCCUCAACCCCCCCCCCCCCCCCCCCCCCCCCCCCCACCUCUGCCUCCCCCCUCCUCUUCUGGAGAUAGUAAUGCUUCUCAUUUUGGGCCUUACUAUUAG